This is a messenger RNA of Oncorhynchus nerka (sockeye salmon), 6672 nucleotides long. RefSeq lists its product as uncharacterized. The record is from RefSeq and is a predicted model, not a curated record. NCBI's taxonomy places the organism in Eukaryota, Metazoa, Chordata, Actinopteri, Salmoniformes, Salmonidae. The transcript has 6 exons. Bases 53 to 1786 code for a protein of 577 amino acids.
CGGCAGAUAUUUUUGGCCGCACAUCAGCGUUAUCUUAUAGCGCAUCAUCAACAUGGAGCCCUCAGGGAACAGAACCCCCGAGGGGAAGGAUAUGAUCCAUCUGUCCAAGAAGGCAGAGAGAUAUGCAGGGACUUCCCAGGCCUCGACUCCAGUUGUGGUCGUAACCCAAUCUCAAACAUCAGUCGGUGUCCCCAAGAAGCGCAUCUACGUAGUACCCAUGCCCCGGCGGGCUCCUAAAGAGCCACAAAUCCAGAUUCGGACUCCCACUACAGAUGCAACCCGAACCCGGACUCCAGUCCCAUCCACAAAACGCAUCUUUAUUGUAUCCCAACCUUUCUCUGCUGGGGGCUCGACGCAAACCCAGGUACCAGGCACUAGGAAACAGAUCUAUGUACUAGCUCAGCCCCAGAAUGCUGCUGGGGUCAGGACCCAACCCCAAACUACAGCCAGGAUCACGACUCAACCCCAAACUACAGCCAGGAUCACAAUUAAACCCCAAACUAUAGCUGGGAAAAUAGUGCCAAGACAUUCCCAGAUCAAGACUCCAACUGGGAUCACAGUUCAAUCCCAGAUUGUAGCCAGUGUCAAAGCCCAAGUCCAGCCUGCAGUAGGGAGAACAGACCCUCCUAAUGCUCCAAGGCAGACUAGGAAGAUGGUUCACUUCCAACCCAAGUCUCUGACAGCCAGGGAUGCAGCCCCAACCAAGGCUGAUGCCCAGACUCAGACCCCUACUGUCGUGGCAGAGGUGGUCUCUAUGCUGCAACACGGAGAUGUGAGACCUGCACCGCAGCCAUACCUGGUCCACAAAGAAGAGGUGCUGAGGAGGAUGGGUGCGCCAGAGAAGAUGUCAGUGAGAACGUUGCUGAUGUACACUGGGAAGAACCCUGCAGACCAAGACAGCAAGAACAGAUUGGUGAAAAACCUGAUUAAGGCUGGAAUCCCCCCCAUCGAGAUCCCUGCCUAUAUCACCAGUGCCUUCUCCAGGCUCACCGAGGGUGACACCACAAUGCUGUGUAGUGACAUGAAGUCCCUAGCUAUCAAACACCUCAACUUCACCAAUAUGGCCGAGCAGCUCAUAGAGGAGACUAACCCUGUGCAGCACUGGUCCAAGAUCAUCGAUACCAAAGCCCAGCUAGAGGAGAUGAGACUGUGUUUCAGGGACCCAGCUAACAGUCGUCUGAUGGACAACGUGACCCACGGUAUGAGCACGGGCGUGAUGGACGCCACCUUCGACAUCAUCUCUACCCUCAUUGACUACCAGGUGCAGCUAAUCGCCUGUCUAGUGAACACCAUGCCUUCACACCAAACUCCCACUAGGACGGCUGUCAAAAUUAGGCCUUCUCCGGCCCUUCAGACAUCCGUGUCCCUCGUCACCCCCCCUGUUAUCACCAAUCCGACGCCCCUGGGCCCAUUCGCCUCCCAACCCCCCUUGAAACGUCUCUAUGUGAUAGCCCAGCCCCACAACAAGCCCCUGCGGUGCUGCCAAGAGACCCAGAACGAGACCCAGACAGACACCCAGCUCCUUAAGGAACCACUGAAACAUCAGAAGGGUCGAGGCGUCCAGCGUGGCCCCAGGGGAUCUUACAGGAAGAGAGCCGCUUCAGGGGCCUCAGACAGGAAACAGGAAGCGGCUCAGGAGAAGGGGAGGGGUAAGAAGGUUAAGCUAAACCCCUCCCCACACGUUGCCACGGAUACCGAGGAAGAGGGGAAUGCAAAGAUGGCCAAAAAGAGAACUCCUGGCAACACAGAAGGAAACUCAGCAACUGGAUGUACACAAACGAAUUGAAAAGUUACAGAAUGUGUAGCUGCAAACUCCAGCAGAAAGGAAACCCCAACAGUUGCGCCAACAGAAACAUAGCCUCGUUCCAGAAACAGUUUCUGGUUCCUACACUUGUGUAGGCCUAGAUAUGAGGGGAUUGGAUAGGUGAAAGCAAUUGGAUAGGUAUAGCAAAUCAAAUUUGAUUUGUCACAUGCGCCGAAUACAACAGGUGUAGUAGACCUUACCUUGAAAUGCUUACUUACAGGCCCUUAACCAACAAUGCAGUUCAAGAAAGAGUUAAGAAAAUAUUUACAAAAUAAACAAAAAAAUGAAAUGUAACAAUAACAAUGCUAUAUACGGGUCAAUGUGCGGGGGUACAGGUUAGUUGAGGGGGGGGGGUCAAUGUAAAUAGUCCGGUUGGUCAUUUGGUUAAUUGGUCAGCAGUCUUAUUGCUUGGGGUAGAAGCUGUUACGGAGCCGUACAUACUACCCUCUGUAGCGCCUUACGGUUGGAUGCCAAGCAGUUGCCAUGCCAGGCGGUGAUGCAACCGGUCAGGAUGCUCUCGAUGGUGCAGCUCUAGGACUUUUUGAGGAUAAUGGGACCCAUGCCAAGUAUUUUCAGUCUCCUGAGGGGGAAAAGGUGUUGUUGUGCCCUCUUCACGACUAUCUUGGUGUGUUUGGACCAUGAUAGUUUGCCAGUGAUGUAGACACCAAGGGACUUCAAACUCUCGACCCGCUCCACUACGGCCCUGUCGAUGUGAAUGGGGGUGUGUUCGGCCAUUAUUUUCCUGUAGUCCACGAUCCGCUCCUUUUUGUCUUGAUCAUGUUGAAGUAGAGGUUGUUGUCCUGGCACCACACUGCCAGGUAUCUGAUCUACCUAUAGGCUGUCUCAUCGUUGUCGGUGGUCAGGCCUACCAAUGUUGUGUCGUCAGCAAACUUAAUGAUAGUGUUGGAAUCGUGCUUGGUCACGCAGUCGUGGGUGAACAGGGAGUACAGGAGGGACUGAGCAUGCACCCCGUGUUGAGGAUCAGUGUGGUAAUGUGUUGUUGUCCAGGAUCCAGUUGCAGAGGGAGGUGUUUAGUCCCAGGGUCCUCAGCUUAGUGAUGAGCUUUGUGGGCACUAUGGUGUUGAACGCUGAGCUGUAGUCAAUGAACAGCAUUCUCACAGGAGUUAAUUUUGUUCAGGUGGGAAACGGCAGUGUGGAGUGCUAUUGAGAUUGCGUCAUCUGUGGAUCUGUUGGGGUGGUAUGCGAAUUGGAGUGGAUCUAGGGUUUACAGGAUUAUGGUGUUGAUGUGAGCCGACCAGACUUUCCAAGCACUUCAUGGCUACCGACGUGAGUGCUACAGGGCAGUAGUCAUUUAGGCAGGUUACCUUUGCUUUCUUCGACACCGGGACUAUGCUGGUCUGCUUGAAACAUGCAGGUAUUACAGACUUGGUCAGGGAGAGGUUGAAAUUGUCAGUGAAAACACUUGCCAGUUGGUCCGCGCAUACUCUGAGUACACGUCCUGGUAAUAUGUGAAUGUUGUCCUGUCUUAAAGAUCUUGCUCACAUCGGCUACGGAGAGUGUGAUCACACAGUCGUCUGGAACAGCUGGUGCUCUCAUGCAUGCUUCAGUGUUGCUUGCCUCGAAGCGAGCAUGUGGUGUACCGCAGGGCAGCUCUCUAGGCCCUCCACUCUUUUCUAUUUUUACCAAUGACCUGCCACUGGCAUUAAACAAAGCAUGUGUGUCCAUGUAUGCUGAUGAUUCAACUGUAUGCGCAUCAGCAACCACAGCUAAUGAAGUCACUGAAACCAUUAACAAAGAGUUGCAGUAUGUUUUGUAAUGGGUGGCCAGUAAUAAACUGGUCCUGAACAUCUCUAAAACUAAGAGCAUUGUAUUUGGUACAAAUAAUUCCUUAAGUGCUAGACCUCAGCUGAAUCUGGUAAUGAAUGGUGUGGAUGUUGAACAAGUUUAGGAGACUAAAUUAUUUGCCGUUACCUUAGAUUGUAAACUGUCAUGGUCAAAAAAUAUAGAUUCAAUGGUUGUAAAGAUGGGGAGAGGUCUAGCCGCAAUAAAGAGAUGCUCUGCUUUUAUGACACCACACUCCAAAAAGCAAGUUCUGCAGGCUCUAGUUUUGUGUAAUCUUGAUUAUUGUCCUGUCGUGGUCAGUGCUGCAAGAAAAGACCUAGUUAAGCUUCGGCAGGCCCAGAACAGAGUGGCACGUUUUGCUCUUAAUUGUAUUUAGAGGGCUGAAAUACUAUGCAUGCCAGUCUCUCUUGGUUAAGAGUUGAGGAGAGACUGACUGCAUCACUUCUUAUUUUUAUAAGAAACAUUAAUGUGUUGAAAUCCCAAAUUGUUUGCAUUGUCAACUUACACAUCGCUCUGACACACACACUUAUCCCACCAGACAUGCGACCAGAGGUCUUUUCACAGUCCCCAAAUCCAGAACAAAUUCAAGAAAACAUCCAAUAUUAUAGAGCCCUUAUUGCAUGGAACUUCCUUCCAUCUUAUAUUGCUCAAAUAAACAGCAAACCUGAUUUCAAAAACCAGAUAAAGCAACACCUUGCGGCACAACGCCUCUCCCCUAUUUGACCUAGAUAGUUUGUGUGUAUGUAUUGAUAUGUAGGCUACGUGUGCCUUUAAAAAAUGUGUAUGUAGUUCUGUCCUUGAGCUGCUGUUUUCUAUUGAUGUUCUGUAUUAUGUCAUUCUGUAUUAUGUUUCAUGUUGGACCCCAGGAAGAGUAGCUGCUGCUUUUGCAACAGCUAAUGGGGAUCCUAAUAAAAUACUAAUGACCAAAUAAAAGGCAUUUAGCUCGUCUUGUAGGCUCGCGUCACUGGGCAGUUCGUGGCUGGGUUUCCCUUUGUAGUCCGUGAUAGUUUGCAAGCCCUGCUACAGCCGACGAGCGUCAGAGCCGGUGUAGUAGGAUUCAUUCUUAGUCCUGUAUUGACGCUUUGCCUAUUUUUAAUCAUUUGUCUGAUGGCAUAGCAGGAUUUCUUAUAAGUGUCCCGCUCCUUAAAAGCAGCAGCUCUAGCCUUUAGCUCGGUGCGGAUGUUGCCUGUAAUCCAUGGCUUCUGGUUGGGUUAUGUACGUAUGGUCACUGUGAGGACGAUGUCGUCGAUGCACUUAUUGAUGAAGCCAGUCACUGAGAUGGUAUACUCCUCAAUGCCAUUGGAUGAAUCCCCGAACAUAUUCCAGUCUGUGCUAGCAAAACAGUCCUGUGGCGCGUCAUCUGACCACUUCUGUAUUGAUUGAGUCACUGGUAAUUCCUGCUUUAGUUUUUGCUUGUAAGCAGGAAUCAAGAGGAUAGAAUUAUGGUGAGAUUUGCCAAAUGGAGGGCGAGGGAGAGCUUUGUAUGCAUCUCUUUGUGUGGAGUAAAGUUGGUCAAGAAUAUUUUUUUCCCACUGGUUGCACAUGUGACAUGCUGGUAGAAAUUAGGUGAGGUAAAAUGAGGUUAAGCAGUUUUAAAUUUGCCUGCAUUAAAGUCUCUGGCCAUUAGGAACGCCUCUUCUGGAUGAGCAUUUUCUUGUUUGCUUAGACCUUAUACAGCUCGGUGAGUGCAGUCUUAGUGCCAGCAUCGGUUUGUGGUGGUAAAUAGACUGCUACAAAAAAUAUAGAUCAACUCUCUUGGUAAAUAGUAUGGUCUACAGCUUCUCAUGAGGUGCUCUACCUCAGGCAAGCAAUACCCCGGACUUCCUUAAUAUUAGGCAUCGCACACCAGCUGUUAUUGACAAAUAGACACCCCCACCCCUCGUCUUACCAGACGUAGCUGUUCUGUCCUGCUAAUGCACAGAAAACUCAGCCAAAUGUAUAUUAUCCGUGUCGUCGUUCAGCAACGACUCAGUGAAACAUAAGAUAUUUCGUUUUUAAUGUCCCGUUGGUAGGACAGUCUUGAACGGAGAUAAUCCAGUUUAUUUUUCAGUGAUUGAACGUUGGCCAAUAGAACCGAUCUCCACCCCCUAUAUUUCCGUCUUUUCUUCACGCGAAUGACAGGGAUUUGGGCCUGGUCUCGGAGAAGCAGUAUAUCCUUCACUUCGGACUCAUUAAAGAAAAUAUCUUUGUCCAGUUCGAGGUGAGUAAUUGCUUUUCUGAUUUCGAGAAGCUCUUUUCGGUCAUAAGAGACAGUAGCAGCAACGUUAUGUACAAAACAAGUUACAAUGUGAAAAACCCCCACAAAAUAGCACAAUUGGUUAGGAGCCCGUAAAACGGCAGCCAUCCCCUCCGAUGCCAUUAUUAUACCUAGGGGGUAUAGGGGCCAAGUGUUGAUUUUGGAAGUGGACUGAGCACUCAGUGAUGUGAGGACAGAGAAAUGGAAGAAGGAUAUAAGAACACAUUGACUAAAUUGUAAAUUACUGUAAUAUGGACUAUUGGGACAACUUUAUAUAUUAAAGUUGUAAUUUUCCAAAGCAUGGUGAUUCCUUUGUGUUGAGAGAGCCAUGCCUAGAUCAGGGUUCUCCUACUCUGGUCCUGAAGAGCUACUGCUAACACUUGAUUCAGAUAAUCAAGGUCUUGAUGAACAGACAAUUAGUAGAAUCAGGGGUGUUAGAGCAGGGAUGGACCAAAAUCCUGCACAUGCAGUGGGGUUUGAGAAUCCUUUUCUAUAGAGUUGCUGAAGCUCGUUGAUGUCUCUAGUUGAUGUCUCUAUCUCACUCACUGGCGGUUGGGUGUUAUAGUAAAUUCAGAGAGAUUUUAGGAAGCGAGCAGCUCUGCCUCACACGUAGAGAGAGAUGGCGGACUAGAUAGAUAUAACCCAUUUUAGCAUGAACCUUGCCAUUGAGGCAGAAUAUAUGUGUAGAGCCUAGUGCAGACUUUCUACUCUGUAAAUGGAUGUGGUUUGGUAAAUGUUUAGUUUCACAUAGACAUGUCUUUAUACUUUUUAGCUCUUGGUUACUUCUGUUUUGUUUACAAUUAUAAAUAAAAACGUUGCUCCCACACAA